CAGGCCCCGCCUCCUUGCCGGAGCCUAGCAAGCUCGGUUGCGCGCCGAUUGCAAAAGGUGGCCCCCUCCCCUUUCCCUUUCCCUAUCGCUGCUGCUGCUGCUGCCGCCGAUGCCGGAGCUGGAGGGAAGGCGGCGGAGGCGCUAGGCCGGACUGCCUGCCUCCCUUCUUGCCCGGGCCCGGCGGGGAGGGGGCAUGGCUGCGUCGCCGGGGGCCCAGCAAGCCGCCUGGGGGCCGGGCAUGGGGGCCCUUCGCCUGCCGGAGAGAGUGGGGGGGGGAACCCUUCCCAUUUGAGCCUAGCCUCUGGCAUGUUGCGUUCUCAGCAUCUUCUCUGAUAGCUUUUGCAAAUGAAAAUGGAGGAAAUGACUUUGUCGGGCCUGGAUAACAGCAAGUUGGAGGCUGUGGCUCAUGAUAUUUAUACAGACUUGAUUGAAGAUGCAUGCCUGGGCUUAUGUUUUGAGGUACACCGGGCUGUCAAAUGUGGCUACUUUUUUCUGGAUGACACAGACCCUGAUAGUAUGAAGGACUUUGAAAUUGUAGAUCAGCCAGGGCUGGAUAUCUUUGGCCAAGUCUAUAACCAGUGGAAGAACAAGGAAUGUGUUUGCCCAAACUGCAGUCGAAGCAUUGCUGCCUCCCGCUUCGCCCCACAUUUGGAGAAGUGCCUUGGUAUGGGCAGGAACAGCAGCCGCAUCGCCAAUCGAAGGAUAGCAAGCAGUAACAACAUGAAUAAAUCCGAGAGUGAUCAAGAAGACAAUGAUGAUAUAAAUGAUAAUGACUGGUCAUAUGGAUCUGAGAAGAAAGCAAAGAAGAGAAAAUCAGAUAAGAAUCCCAAUUCCCCUCGAAGAUCCAAGUCCCUGAAACAUAAAAAUGGGGAGCUGAGUAGUAACCCAGACCCAUUUAAGUAUAACAACUCUGCUGGAAUAAACUAUGAAACACUUGGUCCUGAGGAGCUUCGUACUUUGCUUACCACGCAAUGUGGGGUGAUCUCUGAACACACCAAGAAGAUGUGUACACGGUCCCUGCGCUGUCCCCAGCACACAGAUGAACAGCGGAGGUCAGUCAGGGUCUACCUCCUGGGACCCUCUGCCUCACUUCCUGAGGCAGAAGGAAGCGUGGAGAACGACAGUUUUGAUAUGGCAGAAAGUCAAGCCCUCAUGAAUCGACUGCAGUGGGACGGAUCGUCGGAUAUCUCUCCUUCUGAUUCAGCCUCAUCAAAAGCAAGUACAAACAACUCAGAGUCCCGAAAAACCAAAAAGAAGAAACCGCACAUGAGCCUGGUUGGAGGUGCUCCCGGAAUGAGCUCCAGUAAGAAGAAACUGAAGCCUAAACCUCUGGCACCUCCCACUCCCAGCCUGUAUGAUGACAUCAAUUGAAUCAUAACACUGGGAUGAGAAAACUGGGAUGAAGGGGUUGUGCCUCAGCACCCUUCAGACCCAAUCCACAGGGAAGGCACUGGACAGUGUCCUCUCAUGCACGCUCUCGUGUACACCUCUUUUUUUAAAGAAAAAAAUUAACUGUGAAAGAGAGGUGGCUGCAUGUCUUCCCAUCUUCUCUCAAGCCUCCAGCACACAUUGCACAGCCCUUUGUGUCCACUGGAUGUGGCACAAAAGAAUCGGACUGCUUUUGGGCACCCACCCUUUCGGGGGGAAAGGGGUGGCGGUGGUUUGAGGUGGGGAGCCGGAGGAUGGCCGACACCUCCAUCAGUUGGAGAGUAGCCAUUUUUCCUCCUCCCCCAUGUUCAACCCAUGUCUAUUUAUUGUGAUGUUAGUGGAUGUUCAAUCAUGAUUAUAUAUCCAGUGGCAUUGUGUCACUUCGCAACGCUAGACUCUGACUGGACAGGUUUGGGAGGUGUGACCCCGUGUGUCUGAUAUGGAAGGGCCCGAGGAAGAAAGAAGGACAGUGGAUGUUCUUCAGCACCUGCCCUUCCUUCCAGGUCUCUGCUUCAGCAGCCUCCUUUUCGUUCUGAGAGGCGUCACAAGAUCUUGAAUUGUCCUCUUCCUUGCCGAGCUUUUGUGGUGCUCUGUUGUUGAAAAGGAUGUUUUUUAAGCCACACUUUGCUCCCCUUUGCCCCCCGUGUUGCGGCCUUCCUCCAUUUACUGAAUGAGUUUGGGCGAGGCGGAGAAUUUGAAACUGUUGCCGCUACUAUAUCACUAUUGCUUCCUUCCCAGACGGUAUGUGCUUCGUCACCAAUGGGAUUUUGUAUGAAGCAAUAUUAAGAAUGGACAUGAUGAUAUGGGCAUUUCCUCCCAAUGUGUGUCAGGAAGCUGGUGCAGUUGAUGGCUCUUUCAUCCAUUGGGACACACAUUUGCAAUCCUGAGAAGCCAGUACUGUAAAGACCGGCAUUGGUUUAUGCACAUCUUGUAUUUAAAUACAAAUCUUCAUAUGUGCCCAACAACUGGCUUUCAAAUGGAACUGUUGUUGAAUUUUAAAAUAGCGGUAUUUAACAUUCCACGAGAGAAAUUCAUGGAAACCGAGCAGGAAGGCUGUGUUGAGGUCUGCGGUGUUCGUCUUUAAUUCUUCCCUGUCAUGGUACGCGUGAGGGAAAGAAUUAUUUAUUCUUAGGAAAUUUGAAGAAAUCUUGCUGGAGUAUUAGAGCCAAACUUAGGGGAAAAGGGGUGAAGUGCAUACUUUAGAUUAGUAGUUACUUUUUUUCUCUCCAUUUCACCUAUUCCUGGCUCCAAUUUUAUCCUUUCUACAAACCGCUGCAGUUUUAAAUCUAGUGCCAUAAAUCAUGGUGGUCCUAAAGGUAUUGAUAUAGGCUUGAAAUGUUAAAGCUGCUUCUGGAGGUAGGUUUUCCGUCCGCUCAUGCGCUUUCCUUUAACAUCCCUUCCUGGAUCUUAACAAGAUUUAGAAUAGAAAGACAUGUGCUUCCCAACAAGCUCUGCAGAAGUCAGACAAAUGCUUGUGAAUAUACACCAAGGGAAUUUCUUGAUCAUUCUUCUCUGCUCCUUUGUCCCACAUUAUGCAGUCUCUACGUGUGUAUGUGUGCGGAGAGGAUGGUUGCCUCCUACAGAAUUAUCAUCAGAAUUCCUUAUACUUUGGAUAAGACAACAGACCACUUUCACCUAUGUGGUUAUGGAUUAUAGCUUGUAUGUUGGCACUGGAAAUCCAAAGAUGCAACAAUAUUUUCUAGCUGUACUGGUUCUCUGGAUUAGGAUCGCCAAGCACUUCCGUGCAAUUUAGUCUUUUCUCCUUUCUUCUUCUACUAGAAAAACCACCUUCAGUUACAUUUAGGUGAAAGGUCUGUCUUGGCUGCUACUAAAAUCCUUAGGCUCAGUUCUAUAACCGGCUCAGUAGGCUGUUUCACCUACAGUCCUAAAGCAGAACAGUUUUGCCACAUUAUGGAGACUCUUGAAGGCCAUAAUGGUUGAUGGUGAAUCUGUAGCUAGCCAUUUUUCACUCUUUCACUUCUCCCCCAGAGCCACGUAGGGAGAUUGAGCACUAUGGUGAGCAAAACCUCUCUGUUUUGUGGAGGUUUAGUAAAUUCGGGCAAAAAUCAGCAAUAGUUUUUUGGCCUGAGGGCUCUUGCAGGAUUUAAGCUCUUCCCUUUGCCUUUAUCUCUGCUCUGCAGGCUGCCUGCAUUCCUCAGAAUUUCAUUGAUUCCUUCAUGUGGCAUAACAAGCCAUUGCAUUGGUGUUGGGAACCUUUGAGUGCUGGCUCCUAAGCAGCUUUCUCUCCAGAGCUGGCUUUUGCUGCUGUAUUUCCCCUCCCUGGAUGCUGCAGGCCCUGUGGCUGCUUUAACUUGCCUCUGUGCCAUCUGUGCUAGCAGUUAAUGCCAACCAAGAGGACAGUCGCCCUUGCCUCCUCCUGUUUUCAUUGAGCCCUCAGAGGUUGUGUAGUUCAAAUGCUGGCUGCCAUGUUGGUGGUGGAUCUGUCGCCCUUGCAGACCCUGAGCACGAGGUGCAUGUAAUUGAUGGUGGCGAAAACUAUGUAAGGACUGGAAAAUGGCUAGCCUGUGCAGCAAGUUAACACUAUUAAGUUUGUUUACUUUCCUCACCCCUCCUUCACACUUUUCUCCCUGGGUAAAAGGUCUGUGAUACUCAGUGCAUCUUCAGGACCAAGGUUAGACCUUGUUUGCUUUGUGAGCUGGAGAUAGGAAGGCUAGUACCAAAAUAGGAGUAGCCUUACUUAUGUGAAACCUGCAAAAAUUGUUCCAGCUUGUUGUCAUCAGGUCAAAUCUACCAAAUAUCAGUUCUGUAUGUCUAGAUACCAAGACUUACCGUUAUGCUUUAGCAGGUAUUUCUAAAAUCACAAUCCAGUAUUCUGAGAAAUCCAUGUAAGCAUGGCUCAUACUGGCACAUUUUAAAGUGAAUUACUGGAUAAUCGGUGAGAAGGAAAGAGGUAAACUUGGAUUCUAACCAGGAUCACUUCUAUUCUGUGCCUGACAACCAGUUCAGGCCACUCAUGAAAUUGCUGACCACUUUUGCUCACUCGCUGCAUUGUGUCGGUGGCCAGAACGGAAGAACAGAUCCUUGCUUUACCUGUGCAAUUGCAACUGAAGCAUAUGGGAGUCUUGUUGUAGAUGCCUUGGGAAGUAUAGCAUCUGGGGAAUUUUUGAACAUUAAUUUAGCAGUGGGGAGGACAGGUCUUUUUUAUAUAUGGCUCUGUAUCUGCACUUGCACCCUUUAUUUUUUAAGAUAGGCCUGUUUCACUUGAAGAAAAAAACUCAUGUAUUCUAUCAUGACUGAUGAGAGGUUUUUAAUUUGUCAGUGAUAACUUAAAAACUGCACCUAUGUGAUAUUUUUGAACGCGUGCAGAAAAAUCAACGGAUUAAGUACUGUACUGUGGUCUCUGAUUUUUUUAAAAAAAUGUUUUUUGUGUAUGUAAUCUCAGCUUGUACAGGUAGGUAGAUAGACUUUAAAAAUACUGUCAGAUCUGUAUUAUUUUUUUUCUGCCCAUCCAUGGAUUGUGGCAUGCCUGUGUAAAUAAACUGUAACUCUGCUUGGUA
This is a messenger RNA of Anolis carolinensis (green anole), 4946 nucleotides long. It is a transcript of the gene atxn7l3, whose product is annotated as ataxin 7 like 3. The transcript has 13 exons. Gene Ontology annotation, biological process: positive regulation of DNA-templated transcription; regulation of transcription by RNA polymerase II. Bases 346 to 1371 code for a protein of 341 amino acids. Gene Ontology annotation, molecular function: transcription coactivator activity. NCBI's taxonomy places the organism in Eukaryota, Metazoa, Chordata, Lepidosauria, Squamata, Anolidae. Gene Ontology annotation, cellular component: DUBm complex; SAGA complex. The record is from RefSeq and is a predicted model, not a curated record.